ACUUUGAUUUCGCUCUUGUCCACAUCAGCGUGAAAUAAACUCGCAGCUGUUAGAAAAACAGAACGAUGGCACCCAGACGUUCCGGCAAGAGUUCAAAAAAUCCCCCAAUUUUUAGUCAUGAGUUUUUCAUACAGAAUCAUGCAGACAUUGUAUCUUGCAUUGCCAUGGUUUUCAUUAUUGGUCUUAUGUUUCAGGCAACAUCACCCGUUGCUAGUUUGUUCAUCACCAUGCAGAAUAACAGCACAGUGAAUGAUUCAGCAAAUGUUGAGCAUAUAGUCUACUCCAGUGGAAGUCGGGAUUUGUUCACCACCUUCUUCUAUUUCCUCAUCUGCAUUGUUAUUCAUGCUGUACUCCAGGAAUACGUUCUAGAUAAGUUGAAUCGCAAGAUGCAUUUGUCAAAGAUCAAGCACAGUAAAUUCAAUGAGUCUGGGCAGCUGCUCAUAUUCUUCUUAGUCUCGGCUGUCUGGGGUGCUGACAUUUUAUUUAGAGAGAACUAUGUCACUAGUGUCAACCAACUGUGGGAAGGAUACCCUCAUACUCAACUACCGUUCAUCGUAAAGUUCUUUUUCAUCAUUCAAUUGGCUUAUUGGGUCCACAACUAUCCUGAGCUGUAUUUUCAGAAAAUCAGAAAGGAGGAGAUGUCUGGCAGACUGCAGUACACUACCAUCUAUCUCAUCUUUAUUGCGGCUGCCUACUUUCUAAACUUUAACAGAGUGGCACUUUGUGCUCUGGUGUUGCACUAUACAGUUGAAUCUCUGUACCACAUGGCAUUGUUGUGUCACUUCUCAGAGAAGGCAGAUCUGGCCAAAACUAUAUUUAUGGUAUUCAAUGUUCUUUUUGUAUUGGUACGCUUAGGAACAAUAACUCUAGCUGUUUUGACAUUUUGGUACGGAUUAGCUCAGUCUAACAAUGCUGUCAUAGACAUAGCAACAGGAAACUUCAAUACAUAUAUUGUCAGAAUAAAUUGCUUGGUAGCAAUAGGUUUGUGCCAAGCUGGAUUAAUGUGGAACUUUAUCACUUUCCACCUACGAAAGUUACGGGAGAAAUCUCCAUCUAGCAAGAAGCUUCGCUCACCAAGCAAGAAGAAGGCUGAACCAAAAGCUGUUUUGCCAGAGGAGCUGGAUUCUCUUCCAGAAGUAGACCAGAACUCUGCAACAGAGAAUGGUAAUGUUAGAGCCAGAAAAGUCAAGAAAUAGACAUUCAAAUGGUCAAUGUCUAAUGCUUUGUUCACAUCUAUUCCAUCCUAGAUAGAAAAAAAAACACAUCGGGACUACUUUGAUAGAUAUUAUCCUAAUUUUUUAAAACAUUAGUUUCUCGUGUAAAGUUCUGUAGAAUAGAAACUUUUUUUUCUUUUGUGUUUCCUUUUUUUUCCUCGGAGAAUGUUUUAUUUAUUUUGUUAUGAAAUCUCUUGAUUUUCAAAUUGUUUAUUGAGACAUUUUGUGGAUCUUGAUCUAUUUUUUUUUUUUCAUUCUUUUUUCUUUUCUUUCUUUUGCUCUGACUCUUCUUGACUUCAUUUUCCUUUCAAAAUGUCUUGAGACUUUUCAUGUUAUUGGAUGAGAAUGUUCUAGUUAUCAAACUGUGUGUGCAUUUGUAUUGCUGCUAAAACAUGUACUUUUUUUUUUAAAGUUUUUUUUUUUCUUAUUAAUCUUUCCUUACUUGUGGAUGUGGAUUCACUUCUGAGGUUUCACUAUUCAUUGAUGUAUGAGCCAGGGACCAGUGUAGGUAUAGACUUAUAUAAAUAUCAUAGUAACAAGUCAGCACUACUUCUAGUUAAGUAUUCACAGAUUAUUACUGUUAUUGUUACAAGUGAAUAGUUUAACAUUUGAGUGACAAUUUAACAAGUACUACUGAUAUACUGUUUUUAUUACUUGGCCAAGUUAGGAUCAUACUUGAAAGUAUUUUUUUUUUAAUCAUUUGUUUGUUGAUUUGAUUGAUCAGAAUCAAAAUAUAGUAACUGUAAUCUAUAAUCUGAAUAAGUAUGUUGCAAGAACUAUUCAUGACUGCCUAUGGUUUAAAUUAAGACUCAUGAAUUUAAAGAUUUUUUCUUAAUGUGGCUUUGUUAUUGUAUGAGAUAACAUUAUUUCUAUAUUAUCUUUAUCAAUUUUUUUUUUUUUUUGCUUCAGUCUGUUUAGCCAUUAAAAGUUGGUCCCCCACUGAUAAAAUAAAUGAUUUUUUAGAUAGCUAAUUGUCUGAUGGUCAUAACCAGUAUUUAAAAUUGUAAAUUAUUUUUGAAAGCUAUGAGUUUGUCUGGCUUUAUAACAUCUAAUUAAAAUCAUUGUCAGGACAAUAUUUUUUUUUUCAAAUGGAAAUCAAUGAGCUGAAAUGUAUAAAUAACUAAUGUUUGUGCUGCUGCAGUUUUGUAUGUACUAAUGUAGGUUCAAGAAGCAUUUUGUUGUAAAGCUGAUCAUGUUCUAAAUCUGCUUUUUUUUUUUCUCUUCCCCCCUGAAUUUUACAUUCAAUUAUUGUUAUGUACAUAGGAAUUAUGUUUCACUAUUCAAACGUUUGUUGUUUGCUUUGGUGAUGUGUAUUGGGUAAGUCAGUCAAGUAGGUGUAACUUUAAUCAUGUACCAAAACUUAUUUUUGUGUUUGUUCUGCUAGAGUAUUUCAUCUCUUUAAAAUAGUUCCAUGGCUAGGAAAGUGUACACCUGUUUGUGUUGUUGAGAUUACCCAAGUGUCUUCCUUGUGUGUGAUUUGUAGUACUCUCUGUAUUCAAUUGUGUGAUUAUUGCUAAAGUAUCUCUAGUGUUUAUUUACAUAUUUUCUAUUUAGAUUACUCCCAGUGUCCACCAGCAUUUCUAUUCUAUUAGAAGUCUUAAAAAAAAAAUUCGUUGACUAAACAAUUUUUUUCUAUCUAAACAUUUUAGGUAGAUACACAAGCUAUACUCAUUUUUUAGCUUAGCACACUUGUAUAGACUACAUGAUUCAAAUAUUUUUAAUUGGUGCCUCUUGCAUCCAGGCAAUGUCUCUCUUCAAGGACUUAUGACCUCUGAAAAACAUUUCUUGCAAGAUUUUUUUGUUUUCAGUUAUUACAAGAGUUAUUUCUUUCCCCAACCUAAUGAUAACAAGAAUUGACUAUACAUAGUAAUCUUUGAGACUUGUUAUUGGCAAAUAAUAAAUGAAAAAAUAUUUCUAGUCACGUGAAGAUUUAGGUUGAUUUGUAAGUACGGGCAAUGUUGAAUGCCACAUGGAAUGUUUGAAGCCUUUUUUUGUUGUUGUUUUUUAAUGUAAAGCUACACAAUAGAUUGACAUUUAGAAGUUAAAACUGUACUUACUGCUUUGUCUAUAUAUAAGUAUUAAAAGGGUAUUGGUUAGGUUUGAUGAAUGAUUAUAUUAUGUAGUUAGUUUUAAAUGUAUGGUAUUGAAACUUUGUCCAACUAUAUUGGUGAUGGCCUAGGUGGUGGUCUUUGAUUGAAAAAAAUGUUUAACAUUUGUAUGAAGAAUGGCUUACAUUACCCACAGUUCAUGACAUGACAUUGCCUAGCUUGUCUUGUAUUACAUUGCCUAUUGUUUGAUUUUAUGUCCCAGUACCGGUAGUUAUCAUUUUAACCUUGCUUGCUUUAUCUUACUAUGGCAACAGUGUGUAUAAAAAGUGCCAUUAUUGGCAGCGGUGUCUCGUGCAUUUUAAGCUCAUAUCUCUUUUUCUGUUAAAUACUUUAUUCUUUUUUUUUUUUUCUCCAUGGCAUGUUUUCUUUGUGAUGAAAGUUUGAAAAUGUUGAGUCUGUGAUUGACCUGUGUGCAUGUGAGUUUUGGAAUCAGAAUGAUUGUUUUAAGAACUGCUGUAAUGAACUACAUUAAGGAUAAAUAUUUGUCAAAUUUUAGUAAAGACAUGUUCCCUGGAUGCGUUGAGUACUGUAUUCUAUAUACUCAUAAUACUUUGUCCAGUGAAAUAACUUGUCGAUAGGGGGGGGGGGGGGAACAAUUUGACUUGCCAACAUUUCCAAACUCUUUUUCUUGAGGUGUUUUUAAACCCUGUGUCAUGGUUGUUGCUGAAGAAAGAUUGACAAACUAAUACUGCUGUUAAAACAUAGUUUCUUAUUUAAUUUAAUGUGGUUUUCCCUCAAACUCAUCAUUUAAGUGAUAAAUGAUAAUGAUUGCAUUUAUUUUAUUGUCAUACGUAUGGAUGUUAUUCUUUUUAAGCUAUCCUAUUCUUUUCAGAUAAAUGACUAGAAUUAAUUCUGUCACUGUAAAACAUGUGGACAUCAUACAACUUGCAUGGGAUAAAAUGUAUCAGAAAGUUGUAAUUGAAGUUUUUGCAAUCAUGUUUAUCUUUUAUGCUUACUCACCAAAUUGGUUUGAGGGCAUAUCAUAAUCCUUGUGAAUGUUGACUAGGGAAAGUGGAUCCAGAUGGUAGAAAAUUGUUGCAUUCAAUAAAAUGCUGUUGAAAAGCAUAGAGCACUUAAAACGUUUUUAAUUUUACAGACAAUUUAUUGCUAUUUUAGGGACAACUUUUUGACAUGUAUGAACUUGUUCUGCAUGAUCUUUGUUGUAGAGUGCAUUCAUUUUUCUCUCAUAGAUUAUAAACAUUGAAUGUAUUUGUUUCUUCUGUCUUGUUACAUUUCUGUCCAUAAAAUAAAACAAACAAAUUCAACAAAAAAAAAACCCAUCUUUUCUUGAAAUUGUUUAUAUUUUGUAUGUACUGGUUAUAAGUAAAUGUUUGACAUAAUAUGAAACUAUUUUAGUGCUGUUGUGAUAGGUACUGCUGCUGAUGUGUGAAGAAUGUAGUCACUUGAUUAAUGGCAACUUGUGAAAACAGCUUGAAGCAAAAAAAAUAUUUUUUUUAAUAAGACAGUGAAAAGUGUUUCAUGUAACUGUAUUGUGGUGUCUAAAUGACUUGUCUUUUUGCCUUAUUAGGUUGAAACAAAUCAAUAAAAAAAAAUAUUUCUGUCUCUUUGUGUGUUGAAAAAAACCUUGCCAUUGUCACACAAUAACAUCAGGCCAACAAAAACUAAUUUGCUAGAGCUACACAAUGUAACUCCAAAUGUGUAACUUAAUAUUUCAUUAUAUAUUUGUUGUUAAUUGGACUCUCAGAAUUUCAAAAUGAUUCUUUCCCUUGUUCAUUAUGUUUCAUCAGCGUUUAUGUAUACAUUUAAUUGAGAGAAGAGUCUAUUAGUUCAAUAAGAAUAAAAAUUAUAACUUUA
This is a messenger RNA of Biomphalaria glabrata, 5137 nucleotides long. RefSeq names its product translocating chain-associated membrane protein 1-like 1. The transcript has 12 exons. The coding region runs from base 66 to 1196 and encodes 376 amino acids. Gene Ontology annotation, biological process: SRP-dependent cotranslational protein targeting to membrane, translocation; protein insertion into ER membrane. The record is from RefSeq and is a predicted model, not a curated record. Gene Ontology annotation, cellular component: endoplasmic reticulum membrane. NCBI's taxonomy places the organism in Eukaryota, Metazoa, Mollusca, Gastropoda, Planorbidae.